Messenger RNA from Brassica rapa (field mustard), 737 nucleotides. RefSeq lists its product as uncharacterized. Lineage: Eukaryota; Viridiplantae; Streptophyta; Magnoliopsida; Brassicales; Brassicaceae. Gene Ontology annotation, molecular function: fatty acyl-CoA hydrolase activity. The record is from RefSeq and is a predicted model, not a curated record.
AAUAAGUAAUCAUUGACACCAGAGACUGUACAUAUCACAAAUUUCGAAGAUAAAAACAAUAUUGCAAUCAAAGCUUCAUAUCUAUUGAGUAACAAGAAUUGAAGCUAUGGUACAUCCAGCCCUUCCCAAAGUGACAGCGUAUUUGGGAGAGCUGAGCAACGCAAGCCUUGACUAUUUUCCUGGUUCAAUCCUACAAGGCAUCCAAGCCAUUCAUGUUGGAAAAGGAAUCAUAGAGUGUAAACUGAUCAUAGAGGACCGUGUUUUGGGGGAAGAUGGGACCAUUCACACUGGAGCGAUUGCAGCGAUAAUGGAAAAUAUAGGAGCCACAGCCAUAUUCUCGGCUGGAGGAUCUGAUCAUGCCUCAGUAGAUUUCAACUAUUCGCUAUAUUCGACAGCCAAGAAGCAAAUAAAUAAUGUAGGACGAAGUAAAGAUCGAAGCAAGAGUGAUAGGCAGGAAAGACGAUCUAACGUCCGCAGUGAUUGAGAUUCGAAGAGAAUGUGAUGAAGAACUCAUAGCCACAGGGAGGCUGUGGAUGGUACAACGACGUAGCCUCAAUGUCAAACAUAAUGGUGUUGAUCUACCUAGCAAGCUCUAAUGGCUCUAGUGUGUUUGAUAAGAAUAAUUCCAAUCCAUGGACUGUUCUCUUGAUUACUAUUGUAUGUAAUGUCGUAGAAAUAUUUGUUUCCAUCUUGUAAUUUUAUUUCUUCAUAUACAUAAUUGCUGUCACGAGAGUAAA